CUUGAACGGAAAUGAAAUGGAAAAUAUUUAAAAAAAAUGAAUUUUAAACAAAAAAAAUAAACAUUUGCUGAUCUUGAUUCAAAGUGCAAUCUAAAGAGACAGAAAAAGAACCCUUUGUGUUGAAAAAAUGAGGAAAUAUUUUGAAAUGAAGUGAAACAGCGCGAGAGACGAAGAAAGGAAGGUUCAAACAGAACUGAAUCGGUUUUUGAACGUCAUUAAACGCACACAAUGAACCGCUGGAUUGUGCUGACACUUCGAAAUGUGCUAAUAUAUUCAUUGUAUAGAGCACAUGGUUUUUUCGAUUCAGUGCCACACAAUGGAAAACACACAACGAUACAAACACUCGCACACGCUCAUGCUCACGUAGACAUACGAGUCCGACGACGUUCGUCUUACGUACGUGUACAAUGAGUGUGAUACUGACAUAUUCUCGGUCUUUCUCUCUCGGUAAAUGGUGGCGAAGCGCAUGCACUCACACACCAAAAGGCGAUUGCGAUUGGUUGUCGUGCAAGCGGUACAAAUUCGACAACGAAGUUUAUAUAAAAUCGUACACGCCAUUUAUGUUUGUCUCUUUACUUAAGUUGAUGUGAUACAGACGACUCCGACGAGGGCUUACACUCAAUUCCGUACAUCUCACUGUGUGUAUGAGUAUUUUUUUUUUCCUGUCUCGCGACAAAUCCGAAGAAAAAAACUAAAUCAAACGGCAAAAAUUAAUCGAAACCAACGUGUUUUUUUUUCUUCGUUCGAUUAAAUUUCCCACUUGAUUCAGACAGUGAGAAAACAGCGCAACAGAGAAACCAUCCAGACUAAAUAAAGUGCAAUUAAAAAUUUUUUUAUUUGGAUUCGGACACCAAGCCAGCGUAAACAUAACGAAAAAAAACGUAACAAUGCCGCAAUCAACUCAUACGAAUGGUUACACGAAUGGUCAUAACGCCAACAAUGGAUUAUACGAAAUGGAGGACCAGCAAAUCUUUCUAUUUACGUCGGAAUCAGUUGGCGAAGGUCAUCCCGAUAAAAUGUGCGAUCAGAUCAGUGAUGCAGUAUUGGAUGCCCAUUUGAAGCAAGACCCGAACGCCAAAGUUGCAUGCGAAACUGUUGCCAAGACGGGAAUGAUCCUGUUGUGCGGUGAGAUUACGAGCAAAGCCGUUGUAGACUAUCAAAAAGUUGUACGUGACACAGUAAACCAUAUAGGAUACGACGAUUCAUCGAAAGGUUUCGAUUGGCGUAGCCUAAAUCUCUUGGUAGCUAUUGAACAGCAAUCCCCUGAAAUAGCGGCCGGUGUUCAUGUUAAUCGUGUGGAAGAAGACAUCGGCGCUGGAUUCGACCAUAAAACCUGUAAUGUUUUGCUCGCAUUGGAUCAACAAUCGCCUGAAAUUGCGGCCGGUGUUCAUGUGAAUCGUGACGAAGAUGAUAUCGGUGCAGGUGAUCAGGGAUUGAUGUUUGGGUACGCAACUGAUGAAACGGAAGAGUGUAUGCCGUUGACGGUUGUUUUAGCGCACAGGCUGAACGCAAAAAUUGCCGAACUUCGACGAUCUGGAGAAUUCUGGUGGGCUCGCCCAGACUCGAAAACACAGGUCACGUGCGAGUACUUAUUUGAUAAAGGCGCAUGUAUACCAAAACGUGUUCAUACUGUAGUCGUGUCACUUCAACAUUCGGACAAAGUCACAUUGGAACAUUUACGUAGCGAACUAGCGGAGAAAGUGAUCAGAACCGUGAUUCCCGAACAGUAUUUUGACCAAAACACAAUUGUUCACAUUAAUCCAUGCGGUGCGUUCAUCAUCGGCGGACCAAUGGGUGAUGCCGGUUUAACAGGCAGAAAAAUCAUUGUUGACACAUACGGCGGUUGGGGUGCGCAUGGUGGUGGAGCAUUUUCGGGUAAAGAUUUCACAAAGGUCGAUCGAUCAGCAGCAUAUGCAGCUCGUUGGGUGGCCAAAUCUCUAGUUAAAGCCAAAAUCUGUCGCCGUUGCUUGGUACAAGUGUCGUACGCCAUUGGCGUUGCCGAGCCCAUUUCAAUCACUGUUUUCGAUUACGGCACAUCGAAACGAUCUCAGAGCGACUUACUAGAAAUUAUCAAACGUAACUUUGAUCUUCGACCUGGCCGCAUCGUUAAAGAGUUGAAUCUGCGCAAACCAAUUUACCAACAGACCAGCUGCUACGGACACUUUGGACGUGACUGCUUCCCAUGGGAACAAGCAAAGGAAUUGGAUGUAGAUUGACUAGAUGGAGUUGAUGAGGCUCGUAAUGGAAACUCUAUUGCAGCAAAAAAGGCUAAAUAUUCAUAAGAACCACAGUAAAUCAGAUCACACACACACAACACACAACAAACACCUUCUAUGGAAACUUAAAAUAGCAACAGCAAGAAGAAAAAAACACAACUUAAGAAAACACAUUGAGAAAAAGAGACACAAGAAAAUUGCAAAAACACAUUCAAGUAAUUUAAGAGCGGAAUAGAUGAGUCUAGCGUUAUAAUAGCCUCCUUUGAAAAUAGCUCGACAUAGACAUUUAGGUGGAAAGAUAAAUACACAAAAAACACACACGCUAAUGUGACAGAAAUGAAAUAAUUAAUUUACUAAUUAUUUGUAAACGCAAAAUUUUUGCUCAGUGCUCGCGUCAUGAAAAAUUGUAUACAUAAAAAAAAACGUUUGUGCUUACUUUUGUAUCACGGCGAUUUUAGCCAUUACAGGAUUUAGAAGAAAAAAACAAAAAACGAGUAGAAGAAGAAGAAGAAAUGAGCAAAAUAACUUUUUUUAAUUCAAAAAUUAUAAGUUUAGUGAGACAAUUUGAUUUCGAUUCUUCGAAUUUUCUUAUUUAUGCACUAAAUUGUCUUAUUGUAGAAAAACAAAUAUUGCUGUAUUUUUGUUCGAUUGUUUUUUAUUACAUUGAUUUUCGUAUUGUAAUUGAUUUUUGGUUGAAUUGUGCGUUACCAUUUAUUUUAAAAUCAUCCACGAAGAGAACCGCAAAUGAAAUACAUACACACACACAUUUCCAACCUAAUGGAAUGUAUUAUAUUUGAAGUGCAAGAUCGAGCAUGUUUUCAUUUAGUUUUCUCGUAUUUAACACAAAACAACUGAGUAUGUAGCCGAAAUGUCCGAUUUACACACACACACACACACACACACAACAUACAUUUUUGUAGUUUUUAGCUACUUUGUAUAGCUUCCAAUCGAUUUAGAUUUGCAUCCGAUUAAAUAAGCAUAUUGCAGCCGAACGUGUUGCAUUGUCUUGCAUCUCAAAUGUGUUUCGUCUUCUUCAAUCAAACAAUUUAGAGCAGCGAUUAAUUACAAUUGAAGAACACUUAAUAGGAGUAUAUGCAUAUGAUUGUAGUGUUUUGAGCAGGCAAUAGAUAGAUUUUGUUUCUUUUUCUUUUUUUUGUACUUGUGUAAGCACACUUUCCCUCUUUCAAAUUCGGGAAAAGGAGUUAGACACCAAAUUGCAUUUCGCAAAUCAAUUGGACUUUAAUUGAGCAACAAUUUGCCCGACGAUUUUUUUUUUACAAACAUCGUGAUCAUUUUUAAUAGAAAAAAAAACAAUUUUUUAUACACAUUCACUUGGUGUCCAGCUCCCAGCAUUUUUCUGCCACUACUUAAAAGAAAACACCUAAUUGUAAUUCCUUUUUUUUAAUUUAUCGCCCGAUUUUUGGUUGGCCCUUAAAUUUAUUCAGAGAUAUUUUAAGAGUUGUAAUUUGUUCCUGAUUAAAUUGACACAUAAAAAAAGAAAGAAUUUUAUUCGACUUCGUCAGUUCCAUUCGAAAUUGAAAUCCAAAUAAACAAUUUUAUUUUGAGAAAA
This is a messenger RNA of Sitodiplosis mosellana (orange wheat blossom midge), 3786 nucleotides long. It is a transcript of the gene Sam-S, whose product is annotated as S-adenosylmethionine synthase. Gene Ontology annotation, molecular function: ATP binding; methionine adenosyltransferase activity. Lineage: Eukaryota; Metazoa; Arthropoda; Insecta; Diptera; Cecidomyiidae. The transcript has 10 exons. Bases 888 to 2216 code for a protein of 442 amino acids. Gene Ontology annotation, biological process: S-adenosylmethionine biosynthetic process. Gene Ontology annotation, cellular component: cytosol. The record is from RefSeq and is a predicted model, not a curated record.